GAGGAGAGCUGCCCAAGACUCUGACUGAGAUGUACGCAGAGUUCCUGGUGUUUCAGAUUGAUCGGACAAAAGAAAAGUAUGGCCCAGAGAAGAGCAUUCAAUACAUUAAGUCAUUAGCAAAACUGGCCUUUGAGCAGCUGGAAAAGGGCAACCUGAUCUUCUAUGAGAAGGAUCUGAGAGAGAGCGGUAUUGAUUUCAGUGAAGCCUCGGUGUGCUCAGGAGUGUUCACAGAGAUCUUCAAAGAAGAUCGAGGAAGGAAAGGGAAAGACAAGAUGUUCAGCUUCGUCCAUCUGAGCGUUCAGGAGUUUCUGGCUGCUCUUUAUGUGAGGAUGUCGCUUAACAACAGUAACAUAAAUAAAAUCCACAGGAAUUUCAUUAACAGGGCCUUGCAGAGUCCAAAUGGUCACCUGGACUUGUUCCUUCGCUUCCUUCUGGGUCUUUCACUGCAGACCAAUCAGGACAAACUACAGGACGUGCUGAGAAAAACAGACUGUGGUUCAGAGACCACUCAGGACACAGUUCAAUAUAUCAAGAAGAAAAUCAGUGAGAAUCUGUCUCCAGAGAGAAACAUCAAUUUGUUUCACUGUCUGAAUGAACUAAAUGAUCGUUCGUUAGUGGAGGAGAUCCAACAGUACCUGAGUUCAGGAUGCCUCUGCACCCAUGAACUGACUCCAGCUCAGUGGUCAGCUCUGGUCUUCAUCUUAGUGUCAUCAGAAGAACAUCUUAAUGUUUUUGACCUGAAGAAAUACUCUGCUUCCGAGGACGCUCUUCUAAGACUAUUGCCUGCGGUCAAAGCUUCCAACACAAUAAUACUGAGUGGCUGUAAUCUGACAGAGGGAAGCUGUAAAACACUGUCAUCAGUCCUCAGCUCCAAGCCCUCCACUUUGAGAGUGAUGGACAUGAGUAACAAUGACCUGCAGGAUUCAGGCCUGACUUUGCUGGCCAAAGGACUGGAAAAUCCACACUGCAAACUGGAGAUUCUCAGAUUGUCAGGCUGUCUAAUCACAGAGGAAGGCUGCACUUCCUUGUCCUCUACUCUGAGGUCCCACCCCUCACACUUGAGAGAGCUAGACCUGAGCUACAAUCAUCCAGGAGACUCAGGAAUGAAGCUUUUGUCUACUGUACUGGAGGAGCCAAGCUGCAGACUGGACACUCUCAGGCUGGAACAUUGUGGAAAGCAGAGACUGAAACCCAGACUGAAGAAGUAUUCCUGUGAGCUCACACUGGACACAAACACGGUGAACAGGAAUGUCGUGGUGUAUUACAACACGGUGAUGAAAGGGCUGAGGCGGAAGCAACCAUACCCUGAUCAUCCAGAGAGGUUUGACUGCUGUCAGCUGCUGUGCACAAACGGUCUGACUGGUCGCUGUUACUGGGAGGUCGAGUGGAGAGGAGGAGCUUAUGUAGCAGUGAGUUACAAAGGAAUCCGAAGGAGAGGAAAGGGUGCCGAAUGCUGGUUUGGAUGGAAUAACCAGUCGUGGAGUAUCUUCUGCUCUCCUGUUGAUGGUUACUCCGUCUGGCACGACAGGAGAAGAACUGUGCUCUCCUCAGUCCCCUUCUCCUUCAUCUUUAACAGAGUAGCAGUAUACUUGGACUGGCCUGCAGGCACGCUGUCCUUCUACAAAGCAACCUCUGACUCACUCCUCCACCUCCACACCUUCACCACCACAUUCACCGAGCCGCUGUAUCCUGGAUUUGGGUUCUGGCUUGCCGGUUCCACAGUGUCUCUGUGUUAACUGUGGAAUAAAAUCUCCUCGUUUCCCCAAACCGGAGAUGUUUGUGGCUGCUGUAUAGACAGACUUCCACGAGCAGUUUG
Molecule: messenger RNA, 1816 nt
Organism: Neolamprologus brichardi
Lineage: Eukaryota; Metazoa; Chordata; Actinopteri; Cichliformes; Cichlidae
Source: RefSeq, a predicted model, not a curated record